Molecule: messenger RNA, 2031 nt
Organism: Cavia porcellus (domestic guinea pig)
Lineage: Eukaryota; Metazoa; Chordata; Mammalia; Rodentia; Caviidae
Gene: Ppara
Product: peroxisome proliferator activated receptor alpha
Biological process (GO): positive regulation of transcription by RNA polymerase II; positive regulation of fatty acid metabolic process; negative regulation of cholesterol storage
Cellular component (GO): nucleus
Molecular function (GO): nuclear receptor activity; DNA-binding transcription repressor activity, RNA polymerase II-specific; zinc ion binding
Source: RefSeq, marked provisional
CAGCCGGGUCACCCUGACGUGCCUCUCCCAGGACGGUGGAGAACUGAGGAGAUCCAGAGGCCAAAUCGUCUCCCCCUUUUGCACCUCCCACGGCCAAGGCUGGAGUUACAGGCCUGCCUCCCCCGGGAAUCUUGCUAGCCUGUAGAAGUCCUGCUCCCAGCCGAGAAGUGGUGGCCACAGGUCACAGCUCAGUGGCAGGACUGGCUCCUCCCCGCCGACAUGGUGGACAUGGAGAGCCCCCUGUGUCCGCUGUCCCCCUUGGAGGCCGAGGACCUGGAGAGCCCACUGUCCGAGUACUUCCUCCAGGAAAUGGGGACCAUCCAGGACAUCUCGAGGUCCCUCGGUGAAGACAGCUCCGGGAGCUUCGGCUUCCCUGAGUACCAGUAUCUGGGCAGCGGCCCCGGCUCGGACGGAUCGGUCAUCACAGAUACCCUGUCCCCGGCUUCCAGCCCCUCCUCCGUCAGCUACCCCGAGGUCCCCUGUGGCGUGGAUGAGCCGCCCAGCAGCGCCCUGAACAUCGAGUGCAGGAUCUGCGGGGACAAGGCCUCAGGCUACCACUACGGGGUCCACGCAUGUGAAGGCUGCAAGGGCUUCUUCCGAAGGACCAUCCGGCUGAAGCUGGUGUACGACAAAUGUGACCGCAGCUGCAAGAUCCAGAAAAAGAACCGCAACAAGUGCCAGUACUGCCGCUUCCACAAGUGCCUGUCAGUCGGGAUGUCCCACAACGCCAUUCGCUUCGGACGGAUGCCGAGGUCUGAGAAAGCAAAACUAAAAGCCGAAGUCCUCACCUGUGACCGGGACAGCGAGGGCGCCGAGACCGCCGACCUCAAGUCCCUGGCCAAGCGGAUCUACGAGGCCUACCUGAAGAACUUCCACAUGAACAAGGUCAAGGCCCGCAUCAUCCUGGCCGGGAAGACCAGCAGCCAUCCGCUUUUCGUCAUCCACGACAUGGAGACGCUGUGCACGGCCGAGAAGACGCUGAUGGCCAAGGUGGUGUCCGACGGCAUCCGCGACAAGGAGGCCGAGGUCCGCAUCUUCCACUGCUGCCAGUGUGUGUCGGUGGAGACCGUCACCAACCUCACGGAGUUCGCCAAGGCCAUCCCGGGUUUCGCCAGCCUGGACCUGAACGACCAGGUCACCCUGCUGAAGUACGGCGUGUACGAGGCCAUCUUCACCAUGCUGUCCUCCACCAUGAACAAGGACGGGAUGCUGGUGGCCUACGGACACGGCUUCAUCACCCGCGAGUUCCUCAAAAACCUCCGCAAACCCUUCUGCGACAUGAUGGAACCCAAGUUCAAUUUUGCCAUGAAGUUCAACGCCCUGGAGCUGGACGACAGCGACAUCUCGCUGUUCGUGGCCGCCAUCAUUUGCUGCGGAGAUCGGCCCGGCCUCCUAAAUAUCGACCACAUCGAGAAAAUGCAGGAGGCUAUCGUGCACGUGCUCAAACUCCACCUGCAAAGCAACCACCCCGACGACACCUUCCUCUUCCCCAAACUGCUCCAGAAGCUGGCGGACCUGCGGCAGCUGGUGACGGAGCAUGCCCAGCUCGUGCAGGUCAUCAAGACGGAGUCAGACGCCGCGCUGCACCCGCUGCUGCAGGAGAUCUACAGGGACAUGUACUGAGGCCCUGAGGCUUGUUCGGCUGCUGCCCCACAGGGAUGUCACAUGCUGCCACCCCUGCAGAGGACAAACGGGAGUGGCUCCCAUCUGCACCCUUUAACCUGGGAGGGGGAAGCCCGCCCCAAGGGGGCCUUUGCGGCAAUCAGCACUUGCUACGCAGCGCUGCUGCUCAGGACCUGGGAGAUUGAGGGCCGUCGUGAGCCACGGUCUGAAUCUAACUUGCACAUUCUUUUUACUGCGUGCAUAAUUUGCUACUUAAUUAAUGGGUAACCUCAAGAGACGCGGUCUGUUCCCUUCUGACCACGCUUUCUCCUGUCGUGUUCCCUCCUGAUGCGGAAGACUAAUCAGCACUUUUUAACAACUUUGGUAAUCCUGUAAAUCUAGAACUAGCCAAAGGUGAGGUAUUUAAAA